Fragaria vesca subsp. vesca is the source of this 1008-nucleotide messenger RNA. RefSeq lists its product as uncharacterized. The record is from RefSeq and is a predicted model, not a curated record. Bases 1 to 1008 code for a protein of 335 amino acids. NCBI's taxonomy places the organism in Eukaryota, Viridiplantae, Streptophyta, Magnoliopsida, Rosales, Rosaceae. Gene Ontology annotation, molecular function: protein binding. The transcript has a single exon.
AUGGCUGCUGCUCCUGACAUUGACCAGUACAAUGGCGCAGUCUGGAGAUCAGUUUCGAAGAAACCUCCAAAACACUACAAAGUGAGCAUAACAUCGUUUUCAAGUCUAAAAUCAACAGAAAAAUAUGAAUCUGGCGAGUUUGAGGCCGGAGGAUACAUGUGGAAACUAGUGCUCUUCCCCAAUGGAAACAAGAACCGUGAGGUGAAAGAUCACAUCUCUCUCUACUUGGAGUUGGGUACACAAGAAAAAAUAAAACCCGGCAAGAUUGUAACAAUUGAUUACAAGUUGUUUUUACUUAAUCGGCACAAGGGGAAAAAGAGCUACCUGGUUCUUGAACAUUCGAAUAAGAAGGAGAACAAGUACUGUAUUUAUGGCACCAUUGUUGGUGGUCUGGCUGGUUUUGAUCGGUUCAUCCCUCUCAAAGAUUUUAUUGAUGCAUCAAAUGGUUAUCUCAUUGAUGACACUUGUGAGUUUGGAGCAGAGGUCUUGGUUUCUGAAACGACGAGAAAAAGCAAAGGAGAGUGUUUCUUCAUGAACCUCAACAGUACGGGUGAUAUGUACAAGCAUGUUUGGAAGGUUACUAACUUUUCAACGUUAGACGCUACAUGUCAUUACUCAUUACCAUUCACUGCUGGAAACCAAAAGUAUUGCGCAUGGACUUUGAGGCUUUAUCCCAAUGGAGAUAUCAGUGGAAAGGGUAGUCAUGUUUCUCUUUAUUUGGGUUUGCAUAAUCCACAUGAGCUUCCUCCCGGAUUGAGAAUACUUGCGCUAGUUACUCUACGCAUUUUGGAUCAAAUCAAUGGCGACCGGUAUACUACUCUCGUUGAAGCCCUCUGGUUCGAUCGGAGGUCUAAUUGGGGCAAUCACCAAAUUGUUACACAAAAACAAAACGCAAGGAUGUCAAUGGAUGAUAGUUGCCUAAUUGAGGUCGAAAUUGCUAUUCAAGGACUUUCUAUGCCAAGAACUUCUACGCGCCGUCGGCCAUGGAAUUUUAAGUUAUUCAAUUAG